AUAUUCACAAAGUAAACUAAGGAAUUGGUAGAAAAGACAGAAUGAAUCAUCUGUAAGUGGUCAUCACGUAUCGUGCCCCGUUCGAGCAGAAUCAUAUUAACUCCCAGUACAAUAGGUGGCGCUGUUUAUCUCUGUUCAGCUCGUUAAAGCUCUCGAAGAAGUAAACGCGGAAGAAUCGGCGAGUCGUCGAGGUACUCGUGUGACGAUGGUGUUGAAGGACAUACCAGCAGAAAACAUCACCCGUCCCUUGGGUCGCAAUGAGGUUAUUGGCUUACUCUUCCGCCUUACGAUAUUUGGUGCCGUCACCUACUUUACGAUAAAGUGGAUGGUGGAUGCUAUCGAUCCAACAAGAAAACAAAAAGUAGAAGCACAGAAGCAGGCAGAGAAACUCAUGAAGCAGAUUGGAGUGCACAAUGUCAAGCUGUCCGAGUAUGAGAUGAGUAUUGCAGCCCAUCUGGUGGACCCUUUAAGUAUGCAAAUUACAUGGAGUGAUAUAGCUGGCCUCGAUGACGUUAUAACUGAGCUAAAGGACUCCGUCAUUCUUCCCAUCCAGAAAAGGCAUCUGUUCGAAAGGUCAAAGCUGCUUCAGCCUCCCAAAGGGGUGCUAUUGUACGGGCCUCCGGGCUGUGGAAAAACUCUGAUAGCCAAAGCCACAGCAAAAGAGGCAGGUUUCCGGUUCAUCAACCUGCAGCCCUCCACUCUGACAGAUAAAUGGUACGGCGAGUCCCAGAAACUGGCCGCAGCCGUCUUCUCCUUGGCCAUCAAGCUCCAACCAUCUAUCAUCUUCAUUGAUGAAAUUGACUCCUUUUUAAGAAACCGCUCCAGCUCAGACCAUGAGGCUACAGCCAUGAUGAAGGCUCAGUUCAUGAGCUUAUGGGACGGACUAGACACGGAUUACAAAUGCCAGGUUAUAAUUAUGGGUGCCACCAACCGCCCUCAGGAUCUGGACUCGGCUAUCCUGCGCAGAAUGCCUACUAGGUUCCACAUUAAUCAGCCUAAUAUCAAGCAGAGGGAAUCGAUACUGAGGCUUAUCCUGGAGAACGAGAAUAUUGGGGUUGGUGUAAACCUGCAUGAAGUAGCAAGAAACACCGAUGGCUUCUCAGGAAGUGACCUCAAAGAGAUGUGCCGAGAUGCGGCUCUGCUGUGUGUACGAGACUUUGUGCAUGCCGAAGACGGUUCAGAGGAAGACUUCAUCCGACCCAUCCAGCAGACUGACCUCCAAAAAGCCAUUGAAAAGAUGAAGAAAUCCAAAUCAGCAGGAACACCAAGUAUGAUGAUGGAUUCAGCUCUGGACUGAUUCUGAUACUACUGGCCAGGGUGAAUUGUUUUUCCCCCAGAAGAUCAUCAUAAUAAUUUUUGUAGGUUUAUCAUAUAAUAUGGUUUGCAUAAGAAGGUGCUCUAGAAACAGGAUGUUUGAUCUAUCAACUUUUUAUUUUUAUUAUUUUUUUGCAAUAUGCCUUUUUUCCCCCCCUUUGCUCUGUUCUGUAUCAUAGUGCCUUUUAGGCAUUAGGUUUGCUAAGCACUUGCUGCAUGUGAUAUUAGAAUAUUUAUAAAAUUGUACAGAAGCAGGUAACAUGUAUAUAAAGCACCUAGGUCAUAAUUAAUUUCAGUAAAUAAAGAAGAUAAUGUAAGGGAAUUGGGAUUCCUUUGUAGUACUAAAGAAUUACUGGUGUGUUUAGCGAAGUACAUUUACAGAUGCAGUGGAUAUGUCCUGGGGAAAAAAGUGCAGGGUUUUUUUUGUGGUGAAAAUGAAACCAAGAUGUCAGUUGUUAUGUGAUAUCGCAACCAACUAAAUUCCUUCUGAUGCCCUCUCUUUGUUGACCUGAAUUUGCGCUUCGGGCCGUUAUCGAGCCGGAAGGUGACAUUUUUCCUCUAACGGAGGCAUGCAGCUUUUUUUUAAACCACUAUACCAACAUGCUUCAUCAAUUUAGCAUCUUUCACAAUCAUGCCCACAAAGUUCUACCUUGGUCUCGUCAGGUCAUAACGCAUUUUGCCACAUAGAUUGGGAUGAUUGUAUCUAACUUUUAGCAAAUUCGAGGCAGAUUUGGAUGGUUUUUAUUUUCCAUGAGAAUAAACAUGCCCAACUUGUAAAGAUUAUGAGCGAUUGUCAGUUGCAGGGAGUGAGAAGCACGUCACCAGAUAUAACGUUAAUGAUGCUGUAAGCCUCUUUGCAGCCUCACUGAUACGAUUUCGGCUUUAGUCCAUUUAGAGUGGACAUCCUCUUCAUGGUAAUGUCACUGUUGUGCUCCACUUGUUGCUAAACGUGUUUAGCACACUAUAUAUAGUAUAUUCAUGCUGAUACAUUUUAACAAUGUGAUCCUGUACAUGCUUUGGAAGCUGUUUGUAUACACGGUUUCAGGAGUCAGACGAAACCAUGAUGAAUUCAAGAAGAAAAUCAGCUGAUUUGUAUGUGGGGUUAAUCCGAGUCACUGAAUGUGAUCGGUUCACUCGGUGCACCGCCACAUACCCCAUUAUAAAAGUCUGGGUGCAUUUGUGCAACCAGGUUAUCAUAAGCUUUUUUCAUUUUCUACCAGAAAUGUUUUUCACUUGGUUGUUGGUUGCUGUGUCACAUUAAAGAUCUGACCGGA
Molecule: messenger RNA, 2588 nt
Organism: Hemibagrus wyckioides
Lineage: Eukaryota; Metazoa; Chordata; Actinopteri; Siluriformes; Bagridae
Gene: atad1b
Product: ATPase family AAA domain containing 1b
Exons: 10
Coding region: 206-1297 (363 amino acids)
Cellular component (GO): mitochondrial outer membrane
Molecular function (GO): ATP binding; ATP hydrolysis activity
Source: RefSeq, a predicted model, not a curated record